This is a messenger RNA of Sparassis crispa, 1032 nucleotides long. Its product is annotated as putative AC9 transposase. The record is from RefSeq and is a predicted model, not a curated record. The coding region runs from base 1 to 1032 and encodes 343 amino acids. NCBI's taxonomy places the organism in Eukaryota, Fungi, Basidiomycota, Agaricomycetes, Polyporales, Sparassidaceae. The transcript is spliced from 7 exons.
AUGGUGCUGGAUGUGGUCGAAAUUGCGGAUUUGCACAACGGCAUUAAUCUUGCUGCGAUGUUCGCGAAAAUGGUCGAGGACUUCAACAUUGCUGUUAAGCUGCGUGGUGUUACUGCAGACAAUGCAUCCUCGAACAACACAAUGAUCGAUGAGCUGUCGGAGUUGCUCGAGGAAUUUCAGGGGCAGGCAGAUCGCUCACGCUGCUUCGACCACAUGGUAAAUCUUGUCGCGAAGUCCCUGCUGCAUCAAUUUGAUGUGCCCAAGGGAAAGGCUGAUGAGGCACUUGAUAAGGCAGAGCGUGCGCUGCGUGAGCUCAUCAUCAAUCUCGAUAUCGAUAACCUUGAGGGCGAGAAUGACCAAGAGGAGCUGGCGGACAACGUUGAAGGAUUGGAGGAUGAGCAAGAUGGCCUGUCACCCGAGGAGAUUCGGGAGCUCAAGGAGAGCGUGCGACCUGUGAAACUCGUCCUCAUGAAGCUGCAAAAGAUCACGUUGGCGAUUAUUUGCUCAUCCACAAAGCUCCUCCCCAUCUGGUUGAAGAUCGUGGCCACGUUCAAGAUGCUGGAAAAUAAGAUGCCAAGGGAUGUCACAAUGAGAAAGCCUAUAGAUGUAAUUACACAGGACAGGUCGACUAAGCUCAGGAAGUUCGAGUUGAGUGACGAGGAAUGGCAGAUCACUGAGCAACUGCGUGACAUUCUCAAGAUUUUCAAUGACGCCACAUUGUAUUUCUCUUGCGCAACCCCGUCACUGCUCAUGGACAUAAUCAAUGAGCAUUUGACUGACCACUCACUGGACCACAAGUACUUGCCCUGCAUUCGCACGGUGAUUGGCCUCACCAAAAAGACCCUUAACCGCUACUAUGACAAGACCGACCAGUCGAAUGUCUACUCAAUUGCUAUGGUGCUACAUCCCUCCCACAAGCUGGAAUAUUUCAAGAAUGCUGCUGGCUGGGAGCCCCAGUUACGAUUCCUGAGAUUCAGCUUGAAACUGCGGUCAGAAUGGCCACUUGGUUUAUCCAAAUCCGAGCAGAAUUGA